This is a messenger RNA of Manduca sexta (tobacco hornworm), 4053 nucleotides long. RefSeq lists its product as uncharacterized. Gene Ontology annotation, cellular component: chromosome passenger complex; spindle midzone; chromosome, centromeric region. The record is from RefSeq and is a predicted model, not a curated record. Bases 196 to 1017 code for a protein of 273 amino acids. The transcript is spliced from 7 exons. Gene Ontology annotation, biological process: mitotic sister chromatid segregation. Lineage: Eukaryota; Metazoa; Arthropoda; Insecta; Lepidoptera; Sphingidae.
AAAAGAAAAUAAAAUGCGACAUUUUUGAAAAUGGACGGUUAUGUUUUGAUUUGAGUUUUUAUUAUUCACGAAUCUAUAAUUUUAUAAAUUAUCGUAUAAAAUUGUGUAAAAAACUGUGAUCACUGAAGGUACUUUACCACAAUAUAAAUAUUGUAAACUUGUGAAACUGAGAAACGAGUUAGUUUUUAAGUGACAAUGCCGCGAACCAAGAGGCCGGUAAAAAAGCAAGAAAAAUCAGCAGAGGACGACGAUGCUUUAAAAAAACUGAAUAAACUUGUGUUGGACCAAAAAAAUCAGAUAGACAAUCGUGCCCAACGAGAGCUUGGUAAUGUGGAGCUGGAGUUCAAACUGUUGCUCAGCUCCAUCAGCAGCACAUACCUUCAGAUGACCGUGGGGCAGUUGAGAACAGAGCUGCUGCUCAAGGAGCCUCCCAGCACGCGGCGGACGCGACACUCGAGUCGCUCGGCCUCUCAUGAUGACGGCUACCUCACCGAGAACUCGUCCCAGGGCUCCGGAGAACGCGGGCUGAAGAGCAAGAUCGCGGUGCCGCUGUCAUCGUCCCGCGCGGCGUCGCGUCGCUCGCGGUCGGCGGACGCGUCAGCGCGCAAGGCGCCGCGCCCCGCGCCGACCACGCAGCGCCGCCGCUCGCGCUCCGUGUACCGCACGCCGGCCUACAACAAGAACGCGAUCAACAACUACCCCGUUAUUACGCCCAAGGUGAACCCACAAACUCCGUUAACGGUGUUGCGGCAGCCGCGGCAGGGUGAGAUGGUGGUGUCCAUGUCGGGCUCGCCACUCGCGGUGCUUAACUAUUGCACAAUGCCACCAGAAGAGAAAGCUAAUUGCAACAUCCGCUUACAAGACGGCACGAUGCUAUCCCUCCAACCGAAACAGCUUCGCCAGUCGCAAGCAUACAUACCAUAUUCGCUAAUGGACGCCACAGUCAUGAGCCAACUGAAGACGCUCAAGGACAACCUGGAAAAAGUGGUGAAACAGGGCGAGAGGGCCAUGAAGUGAUGCCCACGACGAGGUGGGCUUACGGCAGAUUUCAAUAAAUCCGAUCGCUAACUACAAUUACAAUAAACCGUUAAAAUUGAACUAUUUUUUUGGAUUUUAUAUUAAACACUAGCUGACCCGACAGACGUUGUCCUGUCUUAACUAUGUAUGCACGCGCGCAUUCAGUCGAUCGCUGACAGUUAUUUCAAACAAUUGACAGUUAUAUAAAAUUAAUAUUUUCGUUAAGUUUUCUUAAAUUUUCAAAUUUUCCGCGCAAUUUUUUGUUUUUCAUAAGAACCUUCUUCUGACAAUAACAAACACAACAAAAAAAAAAUAGUGAAAUCGGUCCAGCCGUUCACGCGUGAUGGUGUGACCAAGGGAAAUAGGGAUUCCUUUUCUACAUUUAUAGAUUAAAACCGCGAUGAAAUCCAAAAAAUAGUUAAAUUUUAAUGUCUAACAUUCGCGUAAACAUAAGAAAUCUUUAUAUAAUAAACUGAUCCAAAUUGAUCUGUAAGCAGGUAUUGAUUAGUAUCUUUUUGCUGCCGAUAAAAAGGUAGUGGUUAUGAAAAUUUAUUGAAAUUAGUCGUUAGUUUAUUGUAGAGUUAAUGACUAUGGAUUAUCGCGUGACUGUUAUUGUAAUAUUUUGUAUUAUUGUCAUCAUAUUUAUUAUUUUCAUCAUCAUCAUUGCCUUGUGAUAUUAAUUGUUGUUACUGUCUUAUCAUAAACAUAAUUGAAAUAUCAUAUUUAUCAUCACUAUCUCUACCCCCUUUUUAUUUCUAAUCAUCACAUCAUCAUCAUCGCUCCCUUAACUGAUCCUAUCCUACUCAUCAUUAGAUCACCUCAUCAUCAUUAUCAUCAUCAUCAUCAUCACAAUUCUGAUCACUACCCUCAUCAUCGUAGCCAUUUAUAUCAUCACAUUGAAAUGAACAUCAAUAAUAUUUAUUGUUUCGUUAACUCACCGUCAUUAUCUUCACUUUUUCAUUUACAAUAUUCAUCAUCCCAUAUAUAGAUAACAACCCCCUGGAAUAUGGAUCAAGUCGACCAGAUUAAUUGUCAUUACCAUCAACCGCCUAAACAUCAUUACCAUCAUGAUUCAUGUGUAUCAUUGCUAUAAUUAUUGCCGCUAUUGACACAAUCAUUACUGUUGUGACUUCUAUCAUUACCAUCUUCCUACCAUGAGGCUGUUAAUGCGAAAACAUUGCCUCCUUGGUAAUAAGUAGUAAUAGAGUUGAAAUAUGAAUAUGGAUCAUUUUGAUGCAAACUUCUUGGCGGGUUUGUUUGCAAGGACAAUCAAGUCGGCAAUACAAUAUAGUUUCAAUUAAAAUUUCGGUUAUUAAAUUUUUACAUGGGGUUUCACAAAAUUAAUAAAAGGGGUUCGUGAAAUUGCGAUAUUUUUAUUAGAGAACAUUUGCUUUUGUUAUAUAUAUUUCUAUCUUUAUUUUGUAGAAAAUUAAUUUUACCUACUCAAAAUAAAUCCUAUAGAAUUUGUCAUGCUAUCCAUAUUUUGCAAGGAUGUUUAACAAAAACAUGAGUUAUUCCUUGGCAAAUUUAGAUAUCUGUCACAUUUUUCAAUUCUUACAUUGGAUAUGUCCUUCAUGGGCAUAGGUAUGCUCAAAUAUCGAUGAAGAAAAUUGGCUGGUAUAAAUCAUUAUACACGAAAAAAAUGACGCCACGGUGCACAAGAUCAUAGGGCAAACUACUUAUAUCCUAAAAAAUAUUUACGAAGAAUGCCUUUUAUUUUAUUCUUGACGCUCAUAAUGGGAAUAAAAUAGAAUUUUGUGUAACUUAGGUCAUUAAACAAGAAAUGGGCGCCUUUAUCACUAAAUAUUGUUCUGCGCAUCGGAACAUCGUUGUUCAUGGUUAAGAAGUUUGAAUCGGACUGUAUCUUCCAUUUAAAGGCAAUGAUGUAACAUCCCACCAAGAGACUUCAAAAGUAUAUACUUAUAUAUAAUACUGUUUUAUAUAUAUAAUAUAUAAUACUGUUUUACUUAGAACAGCGCGCGGUAAUACCUACCAAAUAUAUGGGCUGAAAUUUGUGAAGCAAUCUUCAAUGUAGUCCAAGUUCUAAUUAAAAUAUUUAUCUGUUGAUUCUGUUUUGGUAAAUAUUUUGGAGUAAUGUAUAGUUCAACCAAUAAUCCGCACUAGGGUAGCAUGGUGGACUAAGACCUAAUCUCUCUCAGUAGAGGAGGCCCGUGUCCAUCAGUUGGACAGUAUAAUACGGGGCUGAUGUUAUUUUAUUAUCAAUUUUAACGUUAUUUUUUCUAUUCAUAUAGCCUCCAUUGCUUAUGAGCGAUUUCGACAAUAAACAGUAGUAAUAGGAAAUAUUAAAAACGUAUUUAUCGAUUAAUGAACAAAGAAAUAUUAGUAAAUAUGUGGCGGCACAAUUAAUAUAAUAUACCGCCAUUUCGUAAAUAUCAUCGGAACUACAUGAUCGAUGUGAUAUUGGAAUAAUUGUAGUGAUAUCGAACAGCAAUCUCGCUAGAUGGCGACAGACGAUACUGGCUUGCGAUGGCAGAAUUUGAGCGACGCGUUGCAUAUAUACCACCUCCGAAUAGAACUCAACAUCUGCCCCUUCCAUAGAGGAAUGCAACCAUCUGUUCCUCUACAGCGGUGUCUACCUUUACGCUAAAACUAUAAUAAUUUUAUAUAGUCUGACCAAGAAAAGACUCCCUUCUAUCAUAUCAUGAACAUGUGGUGAAAAGUGGGUAUUGUAUUUGCAGUGCCUAUCCCUUCAGCAAUAAAGGCGUGUGUGUUUUGUUUUGUUUAUUAUACUCUUUAUGGACUUGGACUUUUUUGAAGACGUUUUCACAGCCUUAGAUUGUACUAGUUAAUAAAUAAUAAAUGAAAUGUGUGAUUGUGUAAUUUGAUUGAUUUGUAAAUAUGUCAUAUUUGCGUUUAAAGUAUGAGAACUAGAUAAGUGGUGUUUGAGAAUGUUAUUCAUGUGUUCCAAGCAAAAAAGACGUGUUUUCAUGAUUCCUUUUAAACGAUUUAAAAAGGACAUCUAAAUUCGAUGCCGCUUUUUUAUUGGCCUGUAAUUAUUAUAUUUUUUUUAUAAAA